AGGAUUAAAAACAAUUAAAAGCGAAUCAAAAUCUUCGUUUUACCUGAAGAUGCUGGAAUAGCGCUGAGGAUUCGACCGUUAUAACGGUUCAAGCAUUCAAAUUUAAAUUUGAAUUUGAUUUCAACAAAGGGCACGCGCGCGGACGGGCUUAUUUCUAACCGACACUUCGCCGUACCAACUGUCAAACGAGAUGUCGUCAGGGAAACACGGUCUUGACGAAGCGCCAGGAAGGCAGACCAUGACUCAACCAAUCAGCCAAAUGGCUCCCCCACCUUACUUGCCUUCUCAGGACCCCAACAUGCCCCCACACCCUCCUCAGACCGGAUACGGACCUCAACCCAGCUACGGACCUCAACCCAGCUACCCCCCUCCUCCUCCGCCCCCUGGUUCAGAUGGGUAUUUACAGGACACCCCGUACCCCAGUGGAACCCUCGGUCAUCAGGCAGGCAACAACGGCUACUCGGUCCAGACACAAGGGCCUGGAGGUUCCGUGCCUCAUCCUCCCAUGGGUUAUCUGCAACUAGGAUACCCGCUCCAGCUUCAGCCCUGUGCUGCUUAUGUACCUGUAUAUCCGAUUGGAACAGGGCAGGGCCAGGCUUACCUGCCUAAUGGCACGCCCCAUGCGAACAUAGCCCCAGGGCAGAUGCCAAUGCAAAUGCCCACCGGGGUCGCUUUGAUGGAGCCACGACGACCGCCUCAUGACUACCUGCCCAUCGCCGUGCUCACCACCAUCUGCUGCUUUUGGCCCACAGGCAUCAUCGCCAUCAUCAAAGCCAUACAGGUACGUACAGCGAUCUCUAGAGGCGACAUGGUGUCAGCGGAAAUCGCAUCUCGCGAGGCGCGUAAUUUCUCCUUCAUCAGCCUGGCCGUGGGCAUCGCCUCCAUCGUGCUCUGCACCAUCCUCACCGUGGUGAUCAUCAUCGCCUCGCAGCACCACAACGAAGAGUGGGACCCGUAGGUCUGCGGCGCCGGGACCGGAGGCGGUACGGCCAAGCGCUGUGCCCGUAGCAGCAUUCUCUGCUUCACACCUCGUUCACUUUAUUAUCACCAGAAUCCUUUCUUAUAUCAGUUUACAGGCAUGCGUUAAACCAGUCAGUAUCGAAGAGGGGUGGAGCCGUACCUGUGGGGAACACGGAACAAAACACACACACACACAUGCACACACACUAAUCUACAAACAACAAACCAAACUUCUCACAUAUACAUAUAGGUCACGGCGUGUACAUAUUGUGUUUGCGUUCAGUGCGUUCCGUCUAUGAUUCGUGCAUUUCCGGUUUAGAUUUUACAAUGGUGUACAUUAGAAAUAAGAUCUUAAUUAAAAGGCUUAAUAUUGACUGUGAGGUCAGGUUUAAGUAAAAUAAUCUGCUGUUUGUAGUUUCUUAUUAGAUCAAAUAAUAUUGCUCAGAUUUGCCAAAAAUAUACACCGAUCAGCCAUAACAUUAAAACCGCCUCGUUGUUUCUACCCUCACUGUCCAUGUUAUCAGCUCCACUUACCAUAUAGUUCUACAAUUACUGACUGUAGUCCAUCUGUUUCUCUGCAUGCUUUGUUAGCCCCCAUUCAUGCUGUUCUUCAAUGGUCAGGACCACCCACAGAGCAGGUAUUAUUUAGGUGGUGGAUGAUUCUCAGCACUGCAGUGACACUGACAUGGUGGUGGUGUGUCAGUGUGUGUCGCGCUGGUUUGAGUGGAUCAGACACAGCAGCGCUGCUGGAGUUUUUAAACACCGUGUCCACUCUAUUAGACACUCCUACCUGGUCGGUCCACCUCGUAGAUGUGAAGUCAGAGACGAUCGCUCAUCUAUCGCUGCUGUCUGAGUCGGUCAUCUUCUAGACCUUCAUCGGUGGUCACAGGACGCUGCCCACGGGGCGCUGUCGGCUGGAUCUAUUUACCACCACCAUGUCAGUGUCACUGCA
Trichomycterus rosablanca is the source of this 1912-nucleotide messenger RNA. RefSeq names its product proline-rich transmembrane protein 1 (gene prrt1). The transcript has 4 exons. Gene Ontology annotation, cellular component: membrane. The coding region runs from base 191 to 958 and encodes 255 amino acids. The record is from RefSeq and is a predicted model, not a curated record. Lineage: Eukaryota; Metazoa; Chordata; Actinopteri; Siluriformes; Trichomycteridae.